Molecule: messenger RNA, 2343 nt
Organism: Spodoptera frugiperda (fall armyworm)
Lineage: Eukaryota; Metazoa; Arthropoda; Insecta; Lepidoptera; Noctuidae
Product: hybrid signal transduction histidine kinase A-like
Exons: 2
Coding region: 276-2210 (644 amino acids)
Biological process (GO): proteolysis
Molecular function (GO): aspartic-type endopeptidase activity
Source: RefSeq, a predicted model, not a curated record
AUUGUUACAUCACUAAUUUAGUAUCAUUCGUUCAUGUCAUUACCCCGUCACUAUGGUCUGAGGUCAACGACCACUGUCAUUCUUACGUGUGUCGAGUGCAGUCGCACCUACUUAUAUAUUAAAUAAUCAAUAUUGUAAAAUAAUGUAAAAUACAAGUCAUCUCACAUCAAGUCGUUUAAUUUAAUAAACACAACAAUAAUACAUGGUGUCAGAAGUGGGAUUAACAACGAAAUAAAGAAGAUUCGUUUGUUAACGAAAAAUUAAAAAAAAACAAAAUGUCUACCGAAGACGUCGGCGACACGAGGUGCCGUGUGGCCGGUCUGGAGUGUCUUAAGUUGUCGUCGGAGGCAACCGCGAACAACGCGGAGGCGUGGAGGAAAUGGUGGCAGCGACUGGAGCUGUAUAUGCUGGCAUCAGGUCUAGACAGGUCGGAGGAGAAGCGGAAGGUGGCCAUUCUGCUUCACAGUAUUGGCCCUAAAGGUCUCGAAAUCUUCAAUACCUUUAACAUCAGCCUGGAUGAAGCCAAAAUAGAGGACGUCAAGGAGAAAUUCGACCUGUACUUUGAGCCACGGAAAAAUCUUACCAUGUGCAGGUACAUGUUUUUUACAAGGAGGCAAGCUCAAUCCGAGAGCAUCGACGAUUUCAUCACCGAUCUGGAGAUAAAGAGCCAGGAUUGUGAGUUUGGAACCCUGCGCGAAUCCAUGAUCCGGGAUAUUUUCAUCGCCAACCUGCACAUGGAUCUGUCACACAUCCGUCAAAGGCUGUUGCAAGAGCCCAACCUCACAUAUGAGAGGAUGCGAGAGUUGGCGAAAACCCUAAUUGUCGCACAGCAGGAUGCAGACAAGAUGAUAAACAAGUCCAUCGUCGAAGACGGCGAGAAGGUGAUGCAACUGCGUCAAAGGAGCGGCGGUCGACGAGUCUGUCGACAGCGUGCUUCAAGUCAAACGCCACAUCGGGCCACGUGGAAGUCUCCCAGUCCGAUGAGGCAGUCAGCAUCAACGUGUGGUCGCUGUGGGCAGUCUCAUCGAACGAAGUGCCCAGCGAUCGGAGUACAAUGCAGGUCAUGUAACUCAUUUGGUCAUUAUGCUAAGUUUUGCUAUAAGAAUAAACAAGUCAGACAGUUGUAUUCGUUUACUUCCAAGUCAAUACAAAAUGAUAAUUAUUUUGUAGGAAUUUUAAACAGUCAGUCGAGUCAUAAUCAUCUUAGUCAUUUACAUAAACAGUCAUACAGUCAGCCACAAAAACAGUCAAAAAGUCAGUCAUAUAGUCAAGCACCAGUCAAAUUGCACUCACACACCAGUCAUACAAGUCAAAUAUGUCAUAAUAAAAACAGUCUUACAAGUCAAAGUCUUAAUAAAAAUAGUCAUAUAAGUCAAAUAAGUCAAAAUAAGAAUAGUCAAAGUGCUCACUUUAAUGCGCAUCAUUAUCAUUGCUACACUAAUAAAAGUCCGUCCGUCAGUCGUAAGACAAUAAAUAACAAUAAAAACAGUCAUAGUCUAGGUCAAGGACAUGUUAACUAUAAUAAAUCCAAUAAGAACAGUCAGUCCGUCAAUAAGUCACAUAAUACACACUUCCAAAACAUUAAUCACCACAAGUACACUAAGAAGUCACAUCAUUGUCAGUCAAAUAAUCACAUAGUGCAUUCAAAUAUACCAAACGUAGCAUCUCAUCUAAAUAAUUUAAAUCAACAAAUUAGUCAUGUCAAGGGUAAUUCAGUUUCAGAAAAUCAUUAUUCAGGUAGUUCAUGGAAAAUAAACUUACAUGUGGGUAACCGAAAAAUAAAUUGUGUCAUAGACUCAGGCGCAGAUGUAAACGUCAUAUCUGUCAAAAACUUCAAAUUUCUUAAUCUGUCAAAGUCACAAAUUGAUCAAUGUCAUGUAAAUGUCACAGGAUUUGGUGGCAAUAACAUUCCAAUUCUAGGCAAAGUAAAUUUAAAAUGUAAUUUAAACAUAGAAAAUAGAAAUAUUUGUGAAAAUAUAGUGUUCAUUGUAGCAAAUAUACUCUGUCCAACUGUCUUAGGUCUUCCCACUUGCGAAAAAUUAGGGUCUUGGAUGUCUACCCCCAGUCUGUCAUCUGAAACUCAAGCCUGGUGCAGUUCCGUGUAUCGAUCCGCCAAGGAAAGUUCCGUUUGCGUUGCAAGGAAAACUGCGCGAGGAAUUGGAUCGCAUGGAGCAAAUGCAAGUCAUACAAAAAGUCACAAAACCAACUGAAUGGGUAAAUUCUGUGGUAGUCACUGUCAAAAGUUCAGGUCAAUUAAGAAUAUGCUUAGAUCCUAGAAACUUAAAUAAUUGUAUAAUGAGAGAACAUUAUCCGUUAAAGUCUAUAGAUGAGAUACGGUCACAG